This is a messenger RNA of Labrus mixtus (cuckoo wrasse), 2682 nucleotides long. It is a transcript of the gene fads2, whose product is annotated as fatty acid desaturase 2. Gene Ontology annotation, biological process: lipid metabolic process. The record is from RefSeq and is a predicted model, not a curated record. Gene Ontology annotation, molecular function: oxidoreductase activity, acting on paired donors, with oxidation of a pair of donors resulting in the reduction of molecular oxygen to two molecules of water. The coding region runs from base 237 to 1565 and encodes 442 amino acids. Lineage: Eukaryota; Metazoa; Chordata; Actinopteri; Labriformes; Labridae. The transcript has 13 exons. Gene Ontology annotation, cellular component: membrane.
CGAAUGAUCCGCUCGGAAUUCGCACUGAAUGAGUGGGUGAAUGAGUCCGUGGAUUUUUUUUGGGGGGGGAAGUCUGAGGAUAAAAAUGUGGGAUGUUUGGUGUUUAAAAUGGAUGUGAACGGAACGGGAGUGAAUAAAAGUGAAUCGGUGUGUGAAUGUGACUGAAUACCGGGGAACAGAAGCCCAAACCUGAGCUCUGUGGAGGAUCCAGGCCACACACAGUAAGCCUACUGAGGAUGGGGGGUGGAGGCCAGCUGACGGAGGCAGGAGAGGGACGAGCUGCUGGAGUCUACACCUGGGAGGAGGUGCAGAGUCACUGCAACAGGAAUGACCAGUGGCUGGUUAUCGAUAGAAAGGUUUACAACAUCUCACAGUGGGCCAAAAGACACCCAGGAGGCUUCAGGGUCAUCAGCCACUACGCUGGAGAGGAUGCCACGGAGGCGUUCACUGCUUUUCACCCUGAUGUGAAGUUUGUGCAGAAGUUUCUGAAACCUCUGCAGAUCGGAGUGCUGGCAGCGUCAGAGCCGAGCCAGGACCGGGACAAAAAUGUGGCCAUCACACAGGAUUUCCACAGUUUACGCAUGCAGGCGGAGAGCGAGGGCUUGUUCCGGGCUCAGCCUCUGUUCUUCUGUCUCCACCUGGGUCACAUCCUGCUGCUGGAGGCCCUCGCCUGGCUCAUCAUCUGGCUCUGGGGAACCAGCUGGACGCUGACCCUCCUGUGUUCCAUCUUGCAGGCGACUGCUCAGUCGCAGGCCGGGUGGCUGCAGCACGAUUUUGGCCACCUGUCUGUCUUCAAGAAGUCUAGCUGGAACCACAUGCUGCAAAAGUUUGUCAUUGGCCAUGUAAAGGGGGCGUCUGCAAACUGGUGGAACCACCGGCAUUUCCAGCAUCACGCUAAACCCAACAUCUUCAGCAAGGACCCUGAUGUCAACAUGCUGCACGUCUUUGUGGUUGGAGCAACUCAGCCAGUGGAGUACGGCAUUAAGAAGAUCAAAUACAUGCCCUAUCACCACCAACACCAGUACUUCCUCCUGGUUGGCCCACCGCUUCUUAUUCCCGUCUACUUUCACAUUCAGAUCAUACGCACAAUGAUUUCCCGCCAUGACUGGGGGGAUCUGGCUUGGUCCAUGUCUUUUUACCUUCGCUACCUGUGCUGUUACCUCCCUCUGUACGGCCUGCUGGGCUCUGUGGCGCUCAUCAGCUUUGUUAGGUUUUUGGAGAGUCACUGGUUCGUGUGGGUGACUCAGAUGAAUCACCUGCCGAUGGACAUCGACCACGAGAAGCACCGAGACUGGCUGACCAUGCAGUUACAGGCCACCUGCAAUAUUGAGCAGUCCCGCUUCAAUGACUGGUUCAGUGGACACCUCAACUUCCAAAUCGAACACCAUUUGUUUCCCACAAUGCCGCGGCACAACUACCACAGGGUGGCUCCGCUUGUCCACUCUCUGUGUGAGAAACACGGCAUCCCUUACCAGGUGAAAACAAUGUGGCAGGGCCUCGCUGAUGUUAUCCGGUCACUGAAACACUCAGGAGACCUCUGGCUGGAUGCAUAUCUCCACAAAUGAGUUGGAUUUCCUACACUGCACCUUGAAGGAGCGCUGUUUUCUCCUCUUCAGCAUCAUACACUGAUUGUAUCUGUUUGGUUUUAUAAUGUAAUUAUUGGUGUGAAAGUCAUUUCUUAAUGUAAGAGUACAAUUCAGUCUUUUGGGAUUCUGUGCAGUGUUUUUAGCACUCUCAGGAUUUCUCUACAUCACCUUACAGUGUCUUCAACAACAGUUUGUAUCGUGUUAUAAAUACAUUUGUAAAAACGGUGUUUAAAGUGAUGCUUUUUUUCUUUUUCUUUAUUUCAAAUGAAACUCACUUUAAAAGAAUACAACAUGACAAUUACACGUCAUUUGAUUUGCAUCUGUAAACUUAACCUGCUGCUCUUGUUUUGAUCUUACAGAGUACAUUAAAGGAAUUUACUGAUUGUAUUUGUUUUCCACCUCUGGACUAAUAAAUCCACCGACAAACACAAGACAAAUAUACAAACAAAACAGAUGUGAUUUCAAAGAUUGACCCAGCUUGUUUUUUUUUUAAAUUGUAUUCUUUUUUUAAUGUGUGCCCCAUGAUAUUUACAACCCCCCACAAAUAUUUGUCAAAACUUUCAUUUAAGUAUUCGUACAUGAACAACACACUCUCAUUUGCUUGUUAUUACUCGUGUGUGUGCGUGCGUGUGUGUGUGUGUGUGUGAGAGAGAGUGCAGUUUACACAUAACAUAUCAUGCUGCUUAAGAACACAUUACUGAUAGUACCUCACUAAUAUUGACAAUAACUUCAUGAAGGAUUAUGACAUUGUCUAUGUGCUGCAAGCUCGCCCAAAUCCUGAAUAUAAGCAACAACUCGUUCUGUAGAAUCACUAUAGAGCGUGCUCUAUUUUGUGUUUUAACUGUACACAGUAAUAUGAACAUUAUUGGCUAUAUAUCAGAAAAUGUGUCACAAAUUCUGGCACAUAUUUAAAUUGAAAAAGAAAAGAUCUACAAAUCAUUCAGUAGAUAGCUGCAAUAUGGACAAUAAGCAUAACCAUGGACUGUUCUUGUACAUAUUGGUACGUCCAUUACGUCCACACAUUCACACACACACACAAAUACUGUACAUUAUGCAUAUGGACAUCAUUUCAUACGACAGAAUUUCACGAGGCUAA